AUGAAGUCGAAUUCACAGACGAAAAUUGGAUCUGGAGCCUAUAUUCUGACAUCAACUUUACCAGACGAAUAUCGUAGUGCAGCCAUCAUAAAGCCAUCCAGAAUUCCUACCUCGGACGAUGAGGCAACAUAUGUUGCGUUCUAUACACUGGUCGUGUCGUUCAUUUGGCUAAAUGGCGGCGAACUAAGCGAACAGAAGCUGAGGCGAUAUCUUCUUCGCUUGAAUGCCGACCAAAAUGUAUCAAGUGAGAAGACCGAAACGACGCUCAAGAAAAUGGAAAGACACGGCUAUGUCAUCAAAAGGGUAGAGCGUCCACCGCUUGGCCAAGAUGGCGAGCAAACCAUCACAUGGCAUGUUGGGCCCAGAGCAAAAGAAGAAAUUGGGCUGGACGGUGUGGUUGGAUUGGUGCGAGAGCUGUACGGGGGGUCAUCAGAGGACUUGGAGAAGAAGCUGAAGGCUAGUCUUGGCAUAAAGGAGCUGCGAACGAUGAGGGAUGAAGGAGAUGAAGCGGAAACGAGUGGGGAACGAGUAUGA
This is a messenger RNA of Metarhizium acridum CQMa 102, 534 nucleotides long. RefSeq lists its product as uncharacterized. Gene Ontology annotation, biological process: DNA repair. Gene Ontology annotation, cellular component: nucleus. Lineage: Eukaryota; Fungi; Ascomycota; Sordariomycetes; Hypocreales; Clavicipitaceae. The record is from RefSeq and is a predicted model, not a curated record.